Messenger RNA from Penicillium verrucosum, 606 nucleotides. RefSeq names its product NuoI/complex I 23 kDa subunit family protein. The transcript has 4 exons. Gene Ontology annotation, biological process: mitochondrial electron transport, NADH to ubiquinone; mitochondrial respiratory chain complex I assembly. NCBI's taxonomy places the organism in Eukaryota, Fungi, Ascomycota, Eurotiomycetes, Eurotiales, Aspergillaceae. Gene Ontology annotation, molecular function: 4 iron, 4 sulfur cluster binding; NADH dehydrogenase activity. Bases 1 to 606 code for a protein of 201 amino acids. Gene Ontology annotation, cellular component: membrane. The record is from RefSeq and is a predicted model, not a curated record.
AUGGCCGCCACCCGCUCGGUCGCGAGGCUAUUCGCCUACCGUCGGCCGACCCCCUUCGGAUUGCUGGGCUCAACCGCAAACUUCUCUUCCUCGACGUACCGCGCAGCAACCCCAGCGGGACCCCCUCAGGCCGGGUUCCGCCUGCCCCCGCCCAAGCGCUGGGAUCAGGACUCCGAGUCCGCCUUGGACAAGGCCAGCAAAUACUUCCUCAUGGCAGAGAUCUUCCGCGGCAUGUACGUGGUGCUCGAGCAGUUUUUCAGACCACCUUACACUAUCUUCUACCCCUUCGAGAAGGGUCCUAUCUCCCCCGUUUCCGUGCUCUGUGAGGCCGUCUGCCCUGCCCAGGCUAUUACCAUUGAGGCUGAAGAGCGUGAAGACGGAAGCCGCCGGACGACCCGUUACGAUAUUGAUAUGACCAAGUGCAUCUACUGUGGCUACUGCCAGGAGAGCUGCCCUGUGGAUGCCAUCGUUGAGACUUCCAACGCCGAGUAUGCCACUGAGACCCGCGAGGAGCUUCUGUACAACAAGGAGAAGCUCCUCUCCAACGGUGACAAGUGGGAGCCUGAGAUUGCUGCUGCUGCUCGUGCAGAUUCUCCCUACCGAUAA